AUGCAAACAUGGCGGCGAACGUUCGCCACGUCUGUCGCCAGACUUAACUAUGGCGCAACAGCAGGACCUCGACCUUCAGCGCUGCGAUGCGCUCAGAUCCUUCAAUCCAGCAAGAGUGAUGGGCCCUGCAAGUUGGAGAACCAGGAGAUCAAAGUAAAUGGCUUCAUCAAGUCUGUUCGCAAACAGAAGCGCCGUGCUUUCGCGGAAAUCUCAGACGGCUCGACCAUUGAACCACUGCAAGCGAUCUUAACCCCAGAACAAGCAGCCAACCUCUCAACAGGGACAGCAGUCUCUAUAUCUGGAAUAUGGAAGGCUUGUCCACCGGGAAAACUGCAGACCCAUGAAUUGGAAAUCACCGACGUGGCUGUCGCCGGAGCAUCAGACCCCGAGACAUUUCCUAUUCAGAAGAAGUAUCAUAGUACUGAUUUCUUGCGCUCAAUUCCUCACCUUCGCAUGCGAACCCCCCUUCACUCGCUUCUCUCACGAUUCCGCUCCGAAUGUCUAUUCCAGCUUGGCAAUGUUUUUCAUUCAUACCCGCAUGGCGGCUUCACACAAGUUCAGCCACCUAUAAUCACAUCCUCUGAUUGCGAAGGAGCAGGCGAGACGUUCACUUUACUCCCUCGCGGCGGUGCAGCAGAAACCGAAACCGACCACUUUUUCCGAGCACCAAAGUACCUCACCGUAUCGUCGCAACUGCAUCUCGAGGCAUACGCUGCAGAGUUGGGCAAUGUCUGGACAUUGACACCUGUUUUCCGAGCGGAAAAGAGUGAUACACCACGUCAUUUGAGUGAAUUCUACAUGCUGGAGGCGGAAGCCAACUUCAUGUCUGAUUUGGAUGCGCUCACUGAUCAGGUGGAAUAUCUACUUCGCGAUCUGACUCGCCGUUUGUACGAUACGGCUGUUGGUCAGGAAGUCCUUUCGAUCAAGCGCACUGGGGAGCCGGGACAGGAAUUUGAUCCUGAGGAAGCAGAGAAGAGCGUUCGUCAGCGAUGGUCGGCUUUGAUGGAUGGUCCUAAGUGGCACCGUGUUACAUAUACCAAGGCUAUCGAGAUGCUACAGCGUGCUGUUGUUGAAAACGGCGCCUUAUUUGAGCACGUACCAACCUGGGAUGGUGGACUACAGCUCGAACAUGAGAAGUACAUUGUCGAGGUGUUGUUCGAUGGCACCCCAGUCUUCGUCACGGACUACCCUAAGGCUAUUAAGCCAUUCUACAUGGCUCCUUCGCAUGCUGGCGGCGAUGUGCAAAGCAGCGCAGCUGGAGAAACUGUCGCUUGUUUCGAUCUGCUUUUCCCUGAGGUCGCUGAGGUUGCCGGUGGCUCUUUGCGUGAGCACCGCUUACCCAAUAUCAUUCAAAACAUGCGUGACUACGGUCUGAUCAAGUCCCGGGUACCUGCUGAUUCUGAUGUGGCUUUGCCCGAAGAAUCAUUGUACCCUCACCUCACCCCAAACGAGGACCUGGGCCAUCUUCAAUGGUACGCUGAUCUCCGAAGAUGGGGCUCAGCUCCUCAUGGCGGGUUUGGACUUGGGUUUGAUCGGUUCUUGGGCUACUUGUCUGGUAUUUCCAGUGUCCGCGAUAUAGUAUCAUUCCCCCGAUACUUUGGACGAGCUGACUGCUAA
This is a messenger RNA of Penicillium malachiteum, 1617 nucleotides long. RefSeq names its product asparagine--tRNA ligase SLM5. Gene Ontology annotation, molecular function: ATP binding; asparagine-tRNA ligase activity. The transcript has 3 exons. Gene Ontology annotation, biological process: asparaginyl-tRNA aminoacylation. Bases 1 to 1617 code for a protein of 538 amino acids. The record is from RefSeq and is a predicted model, not a curated record. Lineage: Eukaryota; Fungi; Ascomycota; Eurotiomycetes; Eurotiales; Aspergillaceae. Gene Ontology annotation, cellular component: mitochondrion.